AUGGCCAACCACCACCCGUCGCCGACCAUGGCCAUGCAGGCACAACAGCAUGGCCCUCCUGGCCCUCCACCGCCGCCCGGCAUGCAGCAGGGCCAGAACUAUGCGCCUUCGCGCCAGAUCCUCCUCAUGAACGAGGCUGUAUGGAUGCAGAUCGGCAGCUUCGCUGAGCUUCUCGGUAACCUCGAGGAAGCCAUGAAGGCUUACGAUCGGGCCUUGCAGGCAAACCCGCAGUCCGUAGCGGCCAUGAAUGCCAUCAGCUUGAUCCUUCGCACGCGCGAAGAGUUCCACAAAGCCGUCGACUACCUGCAGGCGAUACUCAAGAUUGACAACACCAAUGGCGAGGCUUGGGGCAGCUUGGGUCACUGCUACUUGAUGAUGGACGACUUGCAGCAAGCUUACGCUGCCUACCAGUCUGCCCUGGUUAACUUGAGGAGCCCGAGGGAGCCUAAGCUGUGGUACGGCAUUGGUAUUCUUUAUGAUAGAUAUGGCUCUCUUGAGCAUGCCGAGGAGGCCUUCUCCCAAGUGAUGCAGAUGCAGCCCGACUUUGAAAAGGCGAACGAAAUCUACUUCCGUCUAGGCAUCAUAUACAAGCAACAGCAGAAGUAUGGUCAGAGUCUGGAGUGCUUCAAGUACAUUGUCAACUCCCCGCCUCCCCCUUUGACCGAAGAGGACAUUUGGUUCCAGAUUGGCCACGUCCACGAGCAGCAGAAAGACUACGACAGCGCGAAGGCCGCCUACCAAAGAGUCCUCGAACGUGACCCAAGUCACGCAAAGGUCUUGCAGCAGCUUGGCUGGCUUCACCAUCAGCAGAGCAGUAGCUUCCAGAGCCAGGAGCGAGCUAUUGAGUUCUUGGAGAAGUCUGUUGCCGCCGACCAAGGCGAUGCCCAAAGCUGGUAUCUGCUCGGUCGCUGCUACAUGUCCCAGCAAAAGUACCCCAAAGCGUACGAAGCGUACCAGCAGGCCGUCUAUCGCGAUGGAAGAAACCCGACGUUCUGGUGCUCCAUUGGAGUGCUGUACUAUCAGAUCAACCAGUACCGCGACGCCCUUGACGCCUACUCUCGUGCCAUUCGACUCAACCCCUUCAUCUCGGAAGUCUGGUAUGACCUGGGCACAUUGUAUGAAUCAUGCAACAACCAAAUCAGCGAUGCGCUUGACGCGUACCAGCGUGCUGCAGAGCUUGACCCUCAGAACCCUCACAUCAAGGCGCGUCUGCAGCUGCUGAGGAACGGCGGCGCCAACGGAGGGCAACCCCCCAGCGCUCCUCAACCUGCCGAUGUUCACCCUCAAGCAUACCAGGUCGGUCCUCCGGCACCCCAGUGGGGAAGCUCUGCUCCUCAGUCCCAGCAGCAAGGAGGACAGCAGCCUCCUCCACCGCCUGGUCCCGGCGGCCCUGGCAGCAACGGCUGGGGUAGACUCGCGGACAUCAACCCCCCCCCGCAGCCUCCUAACCCCUACGAGCAGCGCGGCGAGCCAUUCCGCGGACCUGCUCCCCCCAUGCCGCGCCAGCCAAGCCCCAGGCAAGAGCAGCAGCACGGUGGCCGCCCGCCUUACCCUGAGUCGAUCCGACGGAUGCCCAGCCCACCAUCGCACUACUCGGGACCCCCUCAACCUCCCCAGCAGCCCCCUCAGGGUGCUCCCACAUCUGCGCCGCGCACCAUCAACCCCAACUACUCUCAGCAGUCUUCUGCUCAAAUGCCUCCUAUGAAUGCCGGCCCCAACGGCCCUCCCAGCCAGCCGCCGCAGUUCCGCGGCGCCAACAGCCCCCGGCCGGGCGAGCGGCCUAUGCAUGACAACCGCAUGCCUUCUCCCAAGUCGGCGUACCCUCAACACCCCCCGCCUCCGCCGCCGCCGUACAGCCAUCACCCUGAUGGCCCUACCCCCGGUCCCAUGGAGGGCGGUGCCCCGCCCCCUCCCCCUCCCGGUGCGAUUCCCGCAGACUCGGCCGUGCAGCGUAACGAACAUGACCGUCCUCCCUCGGUGGGUCCCAAGCGCAUGCGGGAGUGGGAAGAGGAAUCGUCUCACAAGCGCCCGGCCAACGAUGAGAGCCGAGCUAGGCUCGACGACGUCCGGCCUCGACGCCCGUCGACCCCUCUGGGACCCCGGGACCAGUACCGCCGCAAUUCAUCCGAGGCCCGCCGCUUCGAGGAUCAGCGUCGCGUCGAUGACCAGCGUCGCGCGGAGGACCAGAGAAGGGCAGAGGACAUGCGGAGGGGCGAGGAGCAGCGCCACGCCAACGAUGGGUAUCACCCUUCGGAGGCGGCUCAUCACCCGCCCAGCCACCCAAUGCCUUCCAACCACCUCCCGCCGAUGCAGUCGGCUGCUGCGCCGAUGCAGAACAUUCUCCACGAGGGAGCACAGAACGGCCCCGGACCCGCCUCCGGGCCGGCUCCUGGUGUCAAGGAGUACCCCGCCGAGGAACGGCCGCCGAUCGAACACACUCCGGCCCCCCGGCCUCCCCAGCCGAGCGAGCCGGAGCGUGCAGCCCGGAAAAUGGACGUUGACGAAGACUACGAUGACAGUGGAGAGGAUGAAAAGAAGGGCGCUGUUGCGACGACCAACGGCUCCGGCCCUGCCCCGGCGUCAGGAGAGACCAAGACGCCGACAAGCGCGAGCAUCAACGGCCUGAUGGGACCUACCCCCAAGGUCGAGUCGACUUAA
Messenger RNA from Colletotrichum graminicola M1.001, 2658 nucleotides. Its product is annotated as tetratricopeptide. The transcript has 6 exons. The record is from RefSeq and is a predicted model, not a curated record. Gene Ontology annotation, molecular function: RNA polymerase II cis-regulatory region sequence-specific DNA binding; chromatin DNA binding; protein binding. Gene Ontology annotation, biological process: regulation of gene expression. NCBI's taxonomy places the organism in Eukaryota, Fungi, Ascomycota, Sordariomycetes, Glomerellales, Glomerellaceae. The coding region runs from base 1 to 2658 and encodes 885 amino acids.